UCACGUGAUCCGCUCGUAUCCCGUUGAAGGACGCAAUCAAACAUGGCGGCCUCCUUACUGAGCAGGAGGGGAGUCGCGCUAUUAGGCUUUUCUCGUUCAAACUCUUUUAUCUCCGUUGUUUCUGGGAAUAAUAUCGUACAGUUGAUAGCUGGUUAUAACCCGAAACCUCUCAGGCUGAAUUUAAAGGAGCCUUACAUCCCGGAUAGGAACAGUGAGAAGACCCCGGAGUGGCAGAAGACUGAGAAAUAUGAGCGCAAGCUUUUUGCACGUUAUGGUUUCGCAUCCGGUGUGGAUCCAGUGAAACUGUGGCCCACUGCCGCCCAGCUGGAGGAGUUAAUCCAGGAAGAGAAGCAGUGGCACCCGCCGCUCGAAGAAAUGCUGAAAAACAUCGCGGCGAGGGAGAAAGAGCGAGCGGAUAAACAGCUGGCGAGAGAGAAGCUGAUUGCUGAAAACAUGGCUAAAAUGCCCAAGAUGAUAGCAGACUGGAGGAAGGAGAAGCAGGAGGCAAAGAGAAAGCAGAAGGAGGAAAAAGCCAAAAGGGAGCGGCUGCUGGCUGAGGCUCGGGAGCGUUUUGGUUAUGCGCUGGACCCACGCAGUUCCAAGUUCCAGGAGAUGCUUGCAGAGAUCGAAAAGGAGGAAAAGAAGAAGAGGAAGCUCCUGAAACGUCGAAAGAGAGAAGAGGAACAGGGGCUGACGACUCCUGCACCAGCUGCUGAAUCCUCAUAGAGACUCUGCCUGAGGGAAUACAAACUGUGUGUGUAUAUAUAUGUGUGUAUAUAUA
Messenger RNA from Neoarius graeffei (lesser salmon catfish), 781 nucleotides. RefSeq names its product growth arrest and DNA-damage-inducible, gamma interacting protein 1 (gene gadd45gip1). The coding region runs from base 43 to 726 and encodes 227 amino acids. NCBI's taxonomy places the organism in Eukaryota, Metazoa, Chordata, Actinopteri, Siluriformes, Ariidae. The transcript has 2 exons. Gene Ontology annotation, cellular component: nucleus. The record is from RefSeq and is a predicted model, not a curated record.